Messenger RNA from Cladocopium goreaui, 1932 nucleotides. Lineage: Eukaryota; Dinophyceae; Suessiales; Symbiodiniaceae. The record is from the annotation of a GenBank genome assembly.
CCCAGGGCUGGAAAGAUGGCGGUCCCUGGCGUUGGAGACAACAGCGUCCAUGCAGUGCAAUUCUCGAUUCUCUUCAAUGGUCUGCUGCUGUUGUUGUUCCUGGCAUUGUUUGAGGUCUUGUUGCGUCGGCCUGGCACGCGACAACAACUGGCUCCAAAAUUGCCAACACCAGAGCGGGUGGGUAUCCUUUUCUCCCGUUUCCCCGGUUUCUGCGCUGGUGGUUUCAUAGCUUGGGCCGUCCAAGUUUGGCGGCGACGAAGGGAGCGAUCAGACCUGGCACCAGAUGCCCAGAUUUUGGUGCGUUUCUGCGAGCUUGGCUUGAAAUUCAGCUUGCUUGGCACGGCCGUGUCCUUGAUCUUGUUGCCUAUGUAUGCCACAGGGCCAGGAAAAGCAGGUGGUUUCAAUGUUUUAUGUUUAUCCAAUUUGAAAGUAGGUGGCUCCAUCCGUUUUUGGUGUGUCAUUUUGGCCGCCUACAUGUUGACUUCGGCCUUCGGCUACCUGGUCCUCUCGGAGUGGCGCAUCUUCUCCCAGCUCCGGCGCAGCCACUUCGCCAGCGCCGCCUCCGGAAGCCGCGGCCCUGUGGCGGCACAGAGCUGCAGGACCCUGAUGGUCCAGGAGGUUCCCCUGCAUCGAUGGUCAGAACGAGAUAUCAUCGCCUUUUUCGAAAAGAUUUAUGGCAUGGACUCCGUCUACAGCUGUGUUUGUGCCACAGGGAAUGAAGAGACGGAGGUGCACCCGGAUCUGCAUGCGGUUGCACAUCUGAUCCAGGUGAACACCGGCUCUGCCACGGCAUUUGUAACUCUAAAAUCCGCGGAGCAUUGUGCGGUGGCGCAGCAGGUGCUCUUAAGCCACGAUUCAGGCUGGAAAGUCUGUGCAGCACCGGAGCCGAGAGAUCUGGUGUGGCAGAACGUGAAGAAACCUUUGCGACAGACCCAACUGCAUCACAACCUCGGUUUAGCUGCCACGAUUUUCUGCCUACUGUUCUGGUCUGUUCCCGUGACCAUAAUCCAAGCAUGGGCGAAUGUCGGGACUCUGUCCCGCUGGAUUCCAGCAGUGGUGAAAUUGAACGAGGUAUCGCCCACCUUCUACUCAUUCCUCACAAGCUACCUACCUGUGGUCGCUCUCAUGGGUCUUCAAGCCUGUUUACCGUACAUUUUCCAGGCCAUGGCACAGGGCUACGAAGGCCACAAGACGAAAUCUGCGAUUCAGCGUAUUGUCUUGAAUCGAUGCUUUUCAUAUCAAUUGGCUUCUCUUUAUGUGGCUGUUCUGUCUGGUUCUUUAUGGGACUCCUUGAACGAGAUCCUUGACCAUCCAUCGCAAGUGUUGGACAUUUUGGCACAUUCUUUGCCAAAAGCCAAUGUUUACUUUCUUUCAUUCGUCUUAGCGAAAGCUUGCACCAGCAUUCCCUUCCUGCUACUGCAUUGGCAAUUCUUUUGUUCCAAGUGUGCACCACAAGAACAGAUACACAGUGCUUAUGGCUAUGAAGCAGCUAACGUGGCUCUUGUUUUUGUCAUUGGCUUGACCUAUUCCUUCAUUGCUCCCGCAAUUCUGCCAGUGUGUGUUGUUUACUUUGCCUUUGCCACUUUGUCGUACCGGUGGCUCUUCAACUAUGUCUAUGACGAAGAGUUUGACAGCGGUGGUGCAUUUUGGUAUGACCUCUUCAACGCUGUGUUGAUUGGUCAACUGUUGAGUACCUUGUCACUGCUAGGCUUGGCGGCUCUGUACGGCUCAUCCUUACAGCUUCUGGUGCUUGCGCCGCUGCCCUUCUUUGUGCUGUAUCUGGCGCUUCGCUCGUGGAGAAUUGGCUGGAAAUCACAGUGCACCUCUCUGGAGGAUGCGAUCGAUGCAGAACAAGAUGCCGCAGUGUUGGACACCUUCAAGAAGGAGCUGUACGUUGAACCCAUUGCGGAAGAGUAAUGAAUUAUUCAGAAA